AUGUCGAACGACGACCAGCAACUCCUCGGCGUGCUCGCCGAGUACUCCAAAGACGUGCGCACCGUGACGGGCUCCAUCUGGGACGCAACCGAUGCGCAUUUCGCACAUGUGGCCGGCUACAUCAAGAAGAAGCUGCCCGAGGCCUGGCUGCCCGAACGCGCGCGACCGCGACCGCCGCCUCCACCCCCGCAUGCCAUGACAGGCCACUACCUGCAUCGCGUGUACGACUGGGUCCUCGGGCACCAGGCGCUGGCGGCGGCGGCGGCGGCCUUUUUCGCGACGGGCAGCCUGCUGGUAUGGCGUGAGCAGAAGAAGUACAACCGCAAGCGCAGAGCGCGGCGGGCGAGCAACGGGGCGCGGUGCGAGGUUGUGGUGCUCGCGGGCGCGCCCAACUCGCCCAUUGUGCGGUCGCUGUCGCUGGAUCUGGAGCGGCGCGGCUUCAUUGUAUACAUUGUGUGCUCCAGCAUGGACGAGGAGCAGCAGGUGCUGGGCGAGUCCCGGGCAGACGUGCGGCCGCUGCACCUGGACGUCGUGGACACGAUGGGCACGCAGCAGGCCAUGAGGCGGUUCAACGAACUGCUCGCUAAGCCGCAUGUUGCCUUUGCCGGGGCAAGCCCACACAAGCUCAACCUGAGCGGUGUCAUGUUGGUCCCUGACUUGAUUUACCCGACUGGACCGGUGCAGACGGUGGGCCCUGAGCUCUGGUCGGAUGCGCUCAAUGCCAAAGUGCUCAACACCAUUGCCGUGACGCAGGCGCUGCUGCCGACCGUGUGCGAGUUCAAGGCGCGGCUUCUGCUGCUCACACCGAGCAUCAUUGCGUCACUGCGGCCGCCGUUCCACAGCGUCGAGACGACCAUUGUCAGCGCGCUCGAGGGCUUCCUGGCGUCGCUGCGGGCAGAGCUGGGGACCCUGGGCAUCGAGGUGCUCCAGUUUCAUCUCGGCACCUUUGAUCUGAGCAGCGUGGGCUCCAAACAUCAUCUCCAGACGCGUUCGAUCGGCAGCCCACAUGCUUGGCCGGCCACCACACGAGCGCUGUACGCAAGCAACUUUGAGGCCCAGACACGCGUCGCGCAGAGCCGAGGCCUGCUCAACCAAAACGGCAGCUCGGUGCGCGAGCUACACAACGCCGUGUUUGACGCCCUCACGCAGCCGCGGCCGGCCAAGCUGUGGCGGGUUGGGCGUGGCAGCGUCAUGUACGACGUGGUGGGCAGCUGGGUGCCUCGUGGGCUUGUUGGCUGGAUGAUGGGAUUGAGACGAGUGUCUCUGGACACGCCAUCUCAGCCGAAGCUAGAGGAUAGUGUGCAACUACAGUCAUGGGAAAAGCUCGAGGGCGUCGCUUAG
This is a messenger RNA of Exserohilum turcica Et28A, 1341 nucleotides long. RefSeq lists its product as uncharacterized. Bases 1 to 1341 code for a protein of 446 amino acids. The record is from RefSeq and is a predicted model, not a curated record. The transcript has 3 exons. NCBI's taxonomy places the organism in Eukaryota, Fungi, Ascomycota, Dothideomycetes, Pleosporales, Pleosporaceae.